Messenger RNA from Linum trigynum, 309 nucleotides. The record is from the annotation of a GenBank genome assembly. NCBI's taxonomy places the organism in Eukaryota, Viridiplantae, Streptophyta, Magnoliopsida, Malpighiales, Linaceae.
AUGAUUUCACCAUCUCAAGAGACCGAUCCCCUCAUCGAAGGCUCCGAUCAAAUCUUGGCCAUCACCGGCGUCUUUCUAUCUUCCGACAAAAUAAUCACCGAAAACCACCAUGACUGGUACUCAAUUCUUCCUUUCGACCCCGCCGGAACUGACGAUGUGGACCUCAUCAAUAUGCAUCAACGCUGCCUCAUCGUCCUCCUCAUCCAGGUGAACAAAUUCCCCUUCGCCAAUCACGCCUUCAAUCAACAGGGAAAGAUUGGGAAUCUACCUCACAUAUUCCUGAUCGAGGAAUUUUACAAUGCAAUAUAG